UGACUUGAUCUCUCAUUAUAAAAGAUGUCCACUAGCUCGGUUCCGCUACCACUUAAACCUCCUUCGAUCGAAAACCUCUCUACUAGGGUUUUACAGAAAUCGUCUAAGAAUGGCUUUCUUUAGUAAAGCUGGGAAUGUACUCCGACAGGUGGUUAACAAGCCGCAAAUCAGCCAUGAGAUCUCUGCAUCCACACCCUCAGUUUUCCAAAUCCUGCGAUUUAUGUCAUCUUCAAAAGUUUUUGUAGGAGGAAUCUCUUGGAGUACAAGUGAUGCAAGUCUUCAAGAUGCCUUCCGUAAAUAUGGAGAUGUCAUUGAAGCAAGGAUUAUUACAGAUCGUGAGACAGGCAGAUCCAGGGGGUUUGGCUUUGUUACCUUUGGCAGUCCUGAGGAUGCUAGUGCGGCAAUCCAGGCAUUGGAUGGCCAGAUGCUUGAUGGCCGCUCAAUAAGGGUAAACUUUGCAAAUGAAAGGCCACCACGAAGCUUUGAUGGUGGGUCUGGUGGCGGAGGAUAUGGUGGUGGCAGAUAUGGAGGUGGCGGCGGCUAUGGAGGUGGUGGUGGCUAUGGUGGUGGCAGUUAUGGUAGUGGUCAAGGUGGGUAUGGUGGCAGUGGGAAUUUUGGUGGUCAAGGUGGCGAAGGUAGCUAUGGUGCAAAUAAUUAUGGUAGUGGUGGCAGCGUGGGUUAUGGCGGUGACAACCAGAACUUUGGUGCUGCUGGCGGGGACUUCCCCAGUGCUGGCAAUACUUUUGCGAGUAGUGGGUUUGAGGGAAAUACAGGUUUUGGGUACGGCAGCAACAAUCAAUAUGGAGACAAUGCGAGCAGCAACACAGAUGAAGCUGGGGGAGAUGAUAGCCAUCCGGAACAGGGGAGCUUUAGAGACGACGAUGAUCAACCCGAUGACUAUGCCAAACGAGCCUAGGAUGAUUUGAUUGCUUGACAAUAUUUUGUGCUGCAGAUGCAAAGAUAAUGGAAGAUGCCCUCUUCCCUAUCCCUUUUUCUUCAGAACUGCCCUUGGUUUUUUUUUCUUCUUUUCUCAUUGACUAAAUUUGGCUAUGUAAACUGUAUUUGAGGUUUUGAAACCCUCUUGUUCUAAACAUCUGCCCAAUUAAAGAUGUAUCUUGUUUAGAGUUA
Messenger RNA from Ipomoea nil (Japanese morning glory), 1128 nucleotides. RefSeq names its product glycine-rich RNA-binding protein 2, mitochondrial-like. The transcript is spliced from 5 exons. Lineage: Eukaryota; Viridiplantae; Streptophyta; Magnoliopsida; Solanales; Convolvulaceae. The coding region runs from base 110 to 916 and encodes 268 amino acids. Gene Ontology annotation, molecular function: RNA binding. The record is from RefSeq and is a predicted model, not a curated record.